Paramecium tetraurelia is the source of this 378-nucleotide messenger RNA. RefSeq lists its product as uncharacterized. NCBI's taxonomy places the organism in Eukaryota, Ciliophora, Oligohymenophorea, Peniculida, Parameciidae. The record is from RefSeq and is a predicted model, not a curated record. The transcript is spliced from 2 exons.
AUGAAUAAAAAAAAUGAUCAGGAAUUCAAAGAGCCUCCUCCAUAUUACUUUUUUGGCAUUCCUCUUCAUAAUAAGAGAGUGGCAUAACAAUUUUGCUUUAUUUUCAUCCUCGUCUUAAUUAUACCAUUUUCAAUGUUUUUUGGAUUAAGAGAAUCCUUUGGGGAAGUAGGUGCUGGUAUUUCAGCUGUUGUAUCCAUACAAUUGGUCAUUGCCUAUUAUGUUGUUAUGAUCAUAAAAGACCCAGAAAACUUCCCAAAUGCUGAAAAAGCAAGAAAAUAAAUUGAAGAAAGAAAAUUAAAAACUAAGCAAAGUCAAGUUGAAACAGAACCACUCAAACAGGAAAGUAAACCACUUAAGAAUAAAUCUAAAUAAAAUUGA